CUAUACCCACCUCAGCGUAAACUUUUGGAUCGGGUGGCGUUGCCGCCAAGUCUCUCAUGCUUAGUCACUAGCGGAACUGGAUGCCUUGUUGUUACCUGAAAAAUUCGGCACCCCCCGUUUUCCGAGUAAAGGACCUACACUCUUCAGUGUGCCACUGAGAAGAACUACGAAAUCGACGCUUUUAUAUUAACCCACUCCUAUUUGCCCUGUACUUUUCACACCCCCGAAUUCUGAAGUCGGAUUCUCUACGAUUCCUUCUUUCGCGCUCGUCCUUCACCUACUCAAAUAACCCGCCUCAUCUCAAUUGACGGCGGGGUCCACUACGAUAUGGGAGACGGGUCUGAUUAUCCUAGUCCACGAAGCGAAGGUCCUGGCGGGCCUGUAACUGUCCUCGUCACUGCUCAAGAAUCUAUCUCCCCAGCACCAAAGAUGACCGACCAACUGUCUCCAAAUUUCAUGGAUGGAGCUCGUCCGCGACUGUCGGUGAGACGGGCGCGAGAUCCACCCAAGAACCCUGCAGGUCAGAUUUAUUGCGAUCAUCCCGAGUGUCAACACGCGCCUCCGACGUUCCGCCGCCCAUGCGAAUGGAACAAGCACAUGGACAAACAUGACCGCCCUUACAAGUGCCUGGAGCCUGGAUGUGACAAGAUUCAGGGAUUCACGUAUUCCGGUGGCCUGUUGAGACACCAGCGCGAAGUGCACAAGAAAAACAUAAAUGCAAAAAAGCCACUGAUGUGUCCAUAUGCCGACUGCAAUCGCAGCACAGGUAACGGAUUCACGCGUCAAGAGAAUCUGAAGGAGCAUCUUCGACGCCGUCAUAUGCAUACUGAAAAUGGCCACGCGUCAGAGCUACCUAUGGUACCAGUUCCCGAGCUGGACGGUACCGCGCCUCUCCCAGUCACCUCGCCCAUCAAGCGGAAGCGUGACUCGAUUGAUUCCAUUGAAAUUCCUGAAGAAGAAGAAAAUGGCGUUGAUCUACGAAACGAAAUCAAACGACUGCGACGCGAGGCCCAGAUGAAAGAUCGGCGACUGGAAGAGCUGGAAAGAAUUGUUGCAGAGCUGCAACAGAGGAUUCCACAGACUGCAGUAUCGCAGGGUUAGAUGGGCUCAGCAUGCCGGUCUUACGAGAAAUAUCAGUUUGCAAUGCGCGUCCUGAUUUGAAUCUUUUUCUAUUAUUUUCUUUGCCUUUUGUCUGUCUUCAUUAUUUGCUCCU
Molecule: messenger RNA, 1213 nt
Organism: Aspergillus alliaceus
Lineage: Eukaryota; Fungi; Ascomycota; Eurotiomycetes; Eurotiales; Aspergillaceae
Product: putative C2H2 transcription factor
Exons: 2
Coding region: 328-1101 (257 amino acids)
Biological process (GO): regulation of transcription by RNA polymerase II
Cellular component (GO): nucleus
Source: RefSeq, a predicted model, not a curated record